This is a messenger RNA of Ceratotherium simum simum (southern white rhinoceros), 3609 nucleotides long. RefSeq names its product DEAH-box helicase 37 (gene DHX37). Gene Ontology annotation, biological process: maturation of SSU-rRNA from tricistronic rRNA transcript (SSU-rRNA, 5.8S rRNA, LSU-rRNA). NCBI's taxonomy places the organism in Eukaryota, Metazoa, Chordata, Mammalia, Perissodactyla, Rhinocerotidae. The record is from RefSeq and is a predicted model, not a curated record. Gene Ontology annotation, molecular function: RNA binding; ATP binding; helicase activity. Gene Ontology annotation, cellular component: nucleolus; intracellular anatomical structure.
UGGGAGCCCACGUGGGCUGGGCUUUGGGGUGUACUGCCGGUGACCCCCGCCAGAGCCGAAAGUGAGCAGGACGCCAUGGGGAAGCUGCGCCGGCGGUACAACGUCAGGGGGCGCCAGCAGGUGGCCCCCGGCCCCUCGAAGGGCGCCCCCGAGCCGCCCCCCGUGCGGCUGGAGCUAGAGGAUAAGGGCACGUGGAAAGGAGUUGAUGCAAGCAACGCGCUCGUUCUGCCUGGGAAGAAGAAAAAGAAGACCAAGGCCCCUCCCCUGUCAAAGAAGGAGAAGAAGCCUCUGACCAAGAAAGAGCGGAAAACACUGCAGAAAAUCUUAGAACAGAAGGAGAAAAAGGGCCAGCGAGCAGAGAUGCUGCAGAAACUGAGUGAGGUCCAGGUGUCGGAAGCCGAGAUGAAGCUCUUCUACACCACGUCCAAGCUGGGCACGGGGGCCCGCAUGUACCACACCAAAGAGAAGUCUGACGAGGUCGCAGCCCAGGGUCAGGAGAAGAUCAGCAGCCUCAGCGGGGCCCACCGGAAGCGCCGCCGCCAGGAGGCAGAGGAGGAGGAGUCUGAGUCCUCCAUGGAGUCUGAGCCCGAGGUGGCCCCGGGCACUGAGUGGGUGGAGGCUGGUGCAGGGACAAUGGCAUCAGCUGCCAGCUCCACUGGGGGCCGGGGCGAGAGCCCAGCGCCCAGUAGUCAGCCGUCUCCAGCCAGGACUCCUGCGGCUCCUCCGGCAGCAGCCCCCGCCCUGGCCAGGCCCCCCUCGAAGCCUGCCGUCUUCAUCCCCGUGAACCGCUCCCCCGAAAUGCAGGCAGAACGGCUAAAGCUCCCAAUUCUCUCCGAAGAACAAGUGAUCAUGGAGGCGGUGGCCGAGCACCCCAUCGUCAUUGUGUGUGGUGAGACCGGCAGCGGGAAGACCACGCAGGUGCCCCAGUUUCUCUACGAAGCAGGCUACAGCAGCGACAACAGCAUCAUCGGCGUCACAGAGCCCCGCCGUGUGGCUGCGGUGGCCAUGUCCCAGCGAGUGGCCAAGGAGAUGAAUCUGUCGCAGAGGGUUGUCUCCUACCAGAUCCGAUACGAAGGAAAUGUGACCGAGGAGACCAGAAUCAAGUUCAUGACGGACGGCGUGCUGCUCAAGGAAAUCCAGAAGGACUUCCUGCUGCUGAAGUACAAGGUGGUGAUCCUCGAUGAAGCCCACGAGAGGAGUGUGUACACGGACAUCCUCAUCGGCCUCUUGUCCCGCAUUGUGACCCUCCGAGCGAAGAGGCACCUGCCGCUGAAGCUGCUCAUCAUGUCGGCCACACUGCGGGUGGAGGACUUCACCCAGAACCCGCGGCUCUUUGCCACGCCGCCUCCUGUCAUCAAGGUCGAGUCCCGGCAGUUCCCGGUGACGGUUCACUUUAACAAGCGGACUCCGCUGGAAGACUACAGCGGGGAGUGCUUCCGGAAGGUCUGCAAGAUCCACCGGAUGUUGCCCGCAGGCGGCAUCCUGGUGUUCCUGACGGGGCAGGCAGAGGUACACGCCCUGUGCCGCAGGCUGAGGAGAGCCUUCCCACACCCCAGACCCAGGCCACCAGAAAAGGAAGAUCAGAAAGAUUCGGUAGAAGAAGUGCGGAAGUUUAAGAAGUCGAGGGCGAGGGUGAAGAAGGCCCAGGCAGUGGCGUUGCCCCAGAUCAGUUUGGACAGUUACUCCGUGUUGCCCGCGGGUGAAGGCGACGAGGACAGGGCAGCGGAAAUGGACGACGAGGAGGCAGCCCUGGGCUCCGACCUCGACCUGGACCUGGGAGACGACAGAGACGAUGGAGCGGACGGAGGUGAGCAGCCGGACGCCUCCUUGCCCCUCCACGUGCUCCCUCUCUACUCUUUGCUGGCCCCGGAGAAGCAAGCGCAGGUCUUCAAACCUCCCCCAGAGGGGACGCGGCUGUGCGUCGUGGCCACCAACGUGGCCGAGACGUCCCUCACCAUCCCGGGCAUCAAGUACGUGGUGGACUGCGGGAAGGUCAAGAAGCGGCACUACGACCGUGUCACCGGCGUGUCCUCCUUCCGCGUCACCUGGGUCUCCCAGGCCUCAGCCGACCAGCGGGCGGGCCGCGCGGGCAGGACAGAGCCCGGCCACUGCUACAGGCUCUAUUCGUCUGCGGUUUUUGGUGACUUUGAGCAGUUUCCUCCUCCCGAAAUCACCCGGAGGCCCGUUGAAGACUUGAUCCUUCAGAUGAAAGCUCUCAACAUUGAAAAGGUCAUCAACUUCCCCUUCCCCACCCCUCCCUCCGUGGAGUCCCUCAUUGCCGCCGAGGAGCUGUUGAUCGCGCUGGGUGCCCUGCAGGCGCCCCGGAAAGCGGAGAGGGUGAAGCAGCUGCAGACGUCCCGGCUGAGCUGCCCCAUCACCGAGCUGGGCAAGACCAUGGCCACGUUCCCCGUGGCGCCCCGCUAUGCCAAGAUGCUAGCACUAAGCAGGCAACACGGCUGCCUCCCCUACGCCAUCACCAUCGUGGCCGCCAUGACAGUCCGGGAGCUGUUCGAGGAGCUGGACAGACCAGCCGCCAGCGAGGAGGAGCUGGCCAAGCUGAAGGGCAGGCGGGCCCGGGUGGCCCAGAUGAAGAGGAUCUGGGCUGGGCAAGGCGCUUCUCUGAAACUCGGGGACCUGAUGGUGCUGCUGGGUGCCGUGGGAGCCUGUGAGUUUGCCGGCUGCUCACCCCAGUUCUGCGAGGCCAACGGGCUGCGGUACAAGGCCAUGAUGGAGGUCCGGCGCCUGCGGGGCCAGCUGACCACUGCAGUCAAUGCUGUGUGCCCUGAGGCCGGGCUCUUUGUGGACCCCAAGAUGCAGCCGCCUUCCGAGAGCCAGGUGACCUACCUGCGGCAGAUCGUGACGGCCGGCCUGGGUGACCACCUGGCCCGCAGGGUCCAGAGCGAGGAUCUGUUGGACGACAAGUGGAGGAACGCCUACAAGACGCCUCUCCUCGAUGACCCCGUCUUCAUCCACCCCAGUUCCGUCCUUUUCAGAGAGCUCCCCGAGUUUGUUGUCUACCAGGAAAUUGUGGAGACCACCAAGAUGUACAUGAAAGGCAUCUCGACCGUGGAGGCCCAGUGGGUUCCAGUCCUGCUGCCCUCUUACUGCCAGUUCGACAAGCCGCUGGAGGAGCCGCCCCCCGCCUACUGCCCCGAGAAGGGGCGGGUGCUGUGUCACCGGGCCAGUGUCUUCUAUCGCGUCGGCUGGCCACUGCCCGUGGUCCAGGUGGAUUUUCCAGAAGGCGUUGACUGCUACAAGCACUUUGCCCGGGUUCUGCUGGAAGGGCAGGUCUUCCCCAAGCUGGCCUCAUACCAGGGCUGUUUGCUGUCCAGCCCCAGCACGAUGCUGAAGACGUGGGCCAGGCUCCAGCCCAGGACAGAGAGUCUUCUGAGAGCCCUUGUUGCCGAGAAAGCUGACUGCCGGGACGCCUUGCUGGCUGCUUGGAAGAAAAACCCCAAAUACCUGCUGGCCGAGUACUGCGAGUGGCUCCCGCAGGCUGUGCACGCCGACGUGGAGAAAGCCUGGCCCCCAGCCUCGGACCGCUGACCCGAUGCCUGGCUGCAGGCCUGAGGACUGCUCUGGAGACCAAGGGGGCUGGCAGCGGCCGGU